Molecule: messenger RNA, 2281 nt
Organism: Daldinia caldariorum
Lineage: Eukaryota; Fungi; Ascomycota; Sordariomycetes; Xylariales; Hypoxylaceae
Product: Prefoldin subunit-domain-containing protein
Exons: 1
Coding region: 97-1932 (611 amino acids)
Biological process (GO): negative regulation of phosphatase activity; negative regulation of transcription by RNA polymerase II
Molecular function (GO): chromatin binding; transcription corepressor activity; phosphatase inhibitor activity
Source: RefSeq, a predicted model, not a curated record
CUUCAGCUAAUCAAAGAUCACUUUCUCGCUCUCUCACUUUCGCAUUUCGCCUCCGCGCAAUCAUUCAUCGCCUAUCACCGCUCCUCAUUUUUCAAAAUGGCUGCGGCUAAAGACAGUUUCCUCGACCUGGAAAGGCAUCGUCAGAAACUUAAAGAAAAUGUCACGAGACUUUCUAAUGCGCUUGACCAUUGGAAACAAUGGAAGCAAGAGUACGAAACGCUGCGGGCUGAUGUAAAGUCGUUGCCAUCAGUAGCUAGUCGGAAAGAGCUGCGAAGCACCCGGGAAAAGUUUAAGGGCGAAUUGUUAAAUGAGAAGGAGCUCGUUGAUAUCUUCGGGCGUGACGACUCGAAGAAGCCCGAGCAGAUCAUUAGUACGCUCACUAAAAGAUUGGACUAUGUUUCCAAGAAUAUCGAUACCCUUGGAAAGCAGCGCGAAGACGCUGAAAAUAGACUUGCCGCUGUAACAAUUGUUGCGAAUCCAGACGCGACUGACGAGGAAGGUCUACCAAUCACAGAGAUAUUUGAGGAACUAGACGAUGACGACAACGUUGUCUCGUACAGUCUACGUACCGCAGGAGAUACCCAACCCCAGGUUCUUGAAGCUCUUUGGAAGGCGGGAAUAACGGACUUUUCUACUGAUUCCACGGCGUCGCCUGGAACUUCGAAUGAGGCUCAAGAUGGCAAACCAGCAGCCUCGAAUGGUGAUUCGAGUACAUCAAGCCAGCAAUAUCAAGAGCCUCAGGUAGACACCCCAUCGAACCGGAUUGCAGAUGAUUCGAAAGAAUUGCAAGCUGAGGAAAAGGCACAAGCAAAAUCUGCAUCUAGGAAGAAGAGCGUAACGUUUAGUGAAGACACAAAAUCUGGAGAAGAUCCUGAGAAGUCCGAAACUGCGAAGAGGCUAGAGGAAAUUCUGCAGAAAGCCAAAGAUCAGCAGAGUAUAAUAUCAGACCCCGUCUUCCCUGCUGACGAAUCUAUGGAAGAUGCCGCUCUCAGGGAGGAUAUGAUUCGUUAUAAUAAGGAGACAAUGGAGUUUGAGAUGGCUCCCAUUGUAGCCGAGUUGCAACUAGAGGAAGGAUCUACCGGCGACGACACUGAUGAUUAUAGUGACUAUGAAGAGGAGGAUGACGAAGAUGAAGAUGAGUGGGGUAAGACUAAGCUUACCGUUGACGAUGACUGGAAACUACGAAUGCUGGAACUCAAGGAGCGGCUGAGCAACUAUUCCUUUGAUAAAAGCCAGGCGGAAAACGACGAGGAUGAGAUGGUGGAAGGCAUUGGCCGUAUCAGUAUCAAACGCGAAGGCCAAGAUGCUUUAGUCGACAAUGUCGAAAGCGAACCAGCGGUUCCCCCUCAAGCUGAUAAGCAACUGCUGGCACAAGACAAGAAGAGUGUGAGAUUUGCCCAAAGUCUUGAUAUAGCCGAAGCACCAGCGCCAGCGCCAGCUCCGAAGCAAGCUUCACAAACAAAAGCGAAGCAGCAGCGCGAGAUAGAUCCACUAUCGGAUGUGAUCAUGGAGCGUAGCGGCAAGGCACCACCACCAGUCGCGGCGCCAAGUAAGAAAGUAUCCCGAUUCCGAAAAGAGAGAAACAAUGGAAUACCUAUAAAUGCAACGCCUGUGGCAUUAGGUGGUACUCUUAUUCUACCGGACGUCCCUGACGUCCCUGCGCCUACGCCUUCAGGACCGGAAAACCAGACUCUGGCGACCUCCGUCUUGGAGCACGAGCCAUCCUCGGUAGUGAAAGAGCCAGACGAAUUCGAUGCUAAUCUGCUACAGAAGCAGGCUACACAAGAGUACUAUAAGAUGCGUAACAAACUCAUCUACCAACAGGGCGGAUUCAUGAAGGAGGACGAAAGUCCUAUCCAGCCGCUAGACGAAGAACAGGGCGGCCCGAAGCGGCUGAGUCGCUUCAAGGCGGCGAGACUAGCUAAAUCUUAGAAGACGGACGAUUUACGUCAACUCGACCUGAGUGGGCGACUUGCUUGAUUUUCGGCUUAUUCUACGAACGAUUUGCAUUUAUCGAGCUGCUAUUCUCUUGAUUCCGUGGGAGAUUAUUAUGUGCUCCGGAUGAAUCUCAUAGGCGAAAUCCACCCGUCAGCUUAGCAAUUGGCAUGUAGACGACAACUCGCUUUGGUCGAUAGGUAGCGUCAAUGCAUCAUCCUAUUACGGCCAAUACAUCUUGAGCUCGCAGAAGAGUAUAACAAAACAAUUGCAAGCCGUUACAAGAGGUAGGUUCGUUCAUGCUAUGUGUCUCUCACGUAAGUAAGUGGUUUUCUUGAUAUUUCUC